CUGCACGAACACCCAAGGGUACGCACCCAGAACAUAAGAGAGGCAAGGUGCCCGGCUACUAAUUCCCACCUCAUUAUGCUGCUCCGGUAUAAAACGCACGGGGACAGCCGGCUACGUCACGCGCCCCCGGAGCGCGAGGAGCUCGGAGUCACCUCACUGCGGCACGAGAAAUGGAUUUCGUCCUGCCAACCACUCUUCCAGCCGGAGGUAUCCCGUGGCAGAAGGUUUUACCGCCUCUUAUUCCUCGGCUCAACGGGACUUACGGGCAGUAUAAUUGGUCUCCGAGCUUACUGAUACCAGAGACUGAUCAUACGAGCUCCGCAGAGGUGAACUGUGAUGACAGCGGUUUUACAGUUCAAGUCGAUGUAAAGCACUUCAAGCCAGAAGACCUGAUGGUCAAAGUGAUUGGAGACUUUGUGGAAGUACAAGGAAAGCAUGAAGAAAAAAAGAAGGAUGGUCCAGGGGUUACAACACGGCAGUUUAACCGCCGCUACCGUAUCCCAAAGGGAGUGGACACCAUGGCUUUGGAAUCUGCGGUCUCUCCUGAUGGAAUCCUUUUCAUAUCUGCACCAAUGCUGAAGACAGAGCACUGCAGAAUCCUGACCUAAUCCCAUUCAAACGAACCACUUCAAUCUCUGCCAUCCUCUCUAUACAUUAAAGCAAUUCGGAUUCUUUUACGAACACACAGGCACACACAGAAAUAACUUCAUGCCCCUUCAGUCACAGCAAUGUGCCAAAACACACAUUUGUUCUGUUCCAGGCACUGAUUAAAUAUUCCCUGCUCUCGGAGGUUUGUAUAUACUGCUCUUCUGUUACUCAUCAAUGAUGUUUCAAGGAACCAGUCUUUGUAAAUAUUCUGCGUUCAAAUUGCUAUUUUUGUGUGCAACCUUUGUAAAAUGCACUGUGUUGUGAUUGAUGAUACACGCAAACAUAUCACCAAACUCUAAUGUGGAAAUGAAAAAAUAAACUUUAUUUCUUUAAAAAGUGCA
Molecule: messenger RNA, 989 nt
Organism: Pungitius pungitius (ninespine stickleback)
Lineage: Eukaryota; Metazoa; Chordata; Actinopteri; Perciformes; Gasterosteidae
Gene: hspb6
Product: heat shock protein, alpha-crystallin-related, b6
Exons: 4
Coding region: 171-608 (145 amino acids)
Biological process (GO): negative regulation of apoptotic process; protein refolding; response to heat
Cellular component (GO): nucleus; cytoplasm
Source: RefSeq, a predicted model, not a curated record